UGGAAAUUAAUCAACAUUCACAAUCUACUGAAUAUGAUAAUAUACAAUCUCAUAUAUCGGAAACCGUGAUAGCAGACGCAACACAUAAACUAUCAGAAUUGGAAACAAUUAAUGAUCGUAUAACAUUCAUACAAGAUUCUAUUGAACAUUACAUCAUGAUGUGUGAUGUGUUGUGGUGCGUGAUGAGAACGGGUUGUUCUAUGGCAAACUUAAAAUGCGAAUUAGCGUUAUAUUGUAUCAAUACUCUUGAAAAAACUUUUGAUGACAUUACAUUUGGAGCUAAAUGGGAUUUGAAUCACAAAGGCACCGAAGAACCAAAAAUACGUCAAAACUACACACCUACUGAAAGCGAAUUUGUAAAAUUUGAUGGAUAUAAACGUUACUCCAGCAUUUAUACUAACAGGUGAGCCUUUUAUUUAAUCUCUAUUUAUUAAUGUUUAUUAGAAAAUUGAAACAUAUUGAGGCGUCUUCUGAUAACGGAUGUAAACUUUGAAUUUUUUUGAAGUUAAACUUCUUAUGUGAGGGGUAUUGAAAAAAAAGAGAGUGACGCUCGGGCGUCACGGACGCUCGGGCGUCACGGACGCUCGCGCGUCACGAAAACGGUACGAUGUUUUGUUUAUAAAGUUUUUGAUAUUUUCCGUUUCAUUAUUUUGUAAUCUUUUUGGAAACAUAUCAUAUGAUAUUAUAAACAAACCAGUAUAAACGUAUAAACCAUGAUAAAAUAACAUGGUAUGAUGGCAACGAACUGAAUAUCGUCGGAGUUUGCGCAUUUCAUUGUAUCCAGUUCUCCUCAUAAUGCACUAUGUAUAUAUAUUGAUCAUGAAAACCAAUGAAAAGCGGCGAACUGGAUACAGCU
Molecule: messenger RNA, 856 nt
Organism: Acyrthosiphon pisum (pea aphid)
Lineage: Eukaryota; Metazoa; Arthropoda; Insecta; Hemiptera; Aphididae
Exons: 2
Coding region: 156-407 (83 amino acids)
Source: RefSeq, a predicted model, not a curated record